Messenger RNA from Pararge aegeria (speckled wood butterfly), 273 nucleotides. Its product is annotated as lipopolysaccharide-induced tumor necrosis factor-alpha factor homolog. NCBI's taxonomy places the organism in Eukaryota, Metazoa, Arthropoda, Insecta, Lepidoptera, Nymphalidae. The record is from RefSeq and is a predicted model, not a curated record. Gene Ontology annotation, molecular function: zinc ion binding. Bases 1 to 273 code for a protein of 90 amino acids. The transcript has 3 exons.
AUGGCUGCGGUACCUAUGAGAUCCGUUUGCCUGUCGUGUAAUAAACAAAUAGUAACAAGGGUGGAAAAAGUCGCCUCAACUCGAACUCACUUGUGGGCUGGACUAUUGUGUAUCGUAGGGUAUGUAUACCUCAUCAUUAAAAUCCUCAACCUAAACAUGUUUGCUGCUAAUUGCUGGCUUUGCGUUUGUUUUCCUUAUUUUAUGGACUCCUGUAAGAAAGCUCAACAUUACUGCCCUAACUGCGGCGCCUACAUCGGAGCACAAUCCUUGUAA